This is a messenger RNA of Salvia miltiorrhiza (redroot sage), 977 nucleotides long. Its product is annotated as 40S ribosomal protein S13. NCBI's taxonomy places the organism in Eukaryota, Viridiplantae, Streptophyta, Magnoliopsida, Lamiales, Lamiaceae. The transcript has 3 exons. Gene Ontology annotation, biological process: translation. The coding region runs from base 139 to 639 and encodes 166 amino acids. Gene Ontology annotation, cellular component: cytosolic small ribosomal subunit; ribosome; nucleolus. The record is from RefSeq and is a predicted model, not a curated record. Gene Ontology annotation, molecular function: structural constituent of ribosome; small ribosomal subunit rRNA binding.
CGAGACAUAUAUAAAAACCCCUUUCACUACCGAUUUUACGUUCAUCGCUCUAGGGUUUUGUACAGCUUCUCGCUUCAACAGCUGAUCAGCUAGCCUCCGCCGCCGCACUCCGCCGGGCCGCCAAAUUCAGCCGCCACCAUGGGUCGUAUGCACAGCCGAGGUAAGGGUAUUUCAGCGUCUGCACUUCCGUACAAGAGAACGCCCCCGAGCUGGCUCAAAAUCUCUUCCCAGGAUGUUGAAGAAAACAUUUGUAAGUUUGCCAAAAAGGGCCUUACUCCAUCCCAGAUUGGUGUUAUUCUCCGUGAUUCUCAUGGCAUUGCCCAAGUGAAGAGUGUUACUGGCAGCAAGAUCUUGAGGAUUCUCAAGGCCCAUGGUAUGUCUGUUCAGGUCCCAUCUUCUUGUCCUCGUCCUAAUUCAUCACCGCUGCAAUUUUAUAACUUUGUUUCCACAGGGCUUGCUCCUGAGAUUCCCGAGGACUUGUACCACCUCAUCAAGAAAGCUGUUGCAAUCAGGAAGCAUCUGGAGAGGAACAGGAAGGACAAAGAUUCCAAGUUCAGGCUCAUCCUCGUUGAGAGCAGAAUCCACAGACUUGCUCGCUACUAUAAGAAGACCAAGAAGCUUCCACCUGUCUGGAAGUAGUAAGUUCAUCCUCACUUUACGUAACUAAGCUGUUUCCGUAGUAUUCAUAAACCACCUGACUUGAUGAGCAUUUCGUCCGCAUUGAACGAGUAUUUAGUAACUUGCUGUGUUUCUCUGCAGCGAAUCUACCACCGCCAGCACUCUCGUGGCCUAGAAGAGAAUUUAGUGGAGACAAGGAUUUGUUGUGCGAGUCAUAUCUCAAUAUAUAGGAGAGGUCCUAUUAGAGUCUCUUAUUAUCCAAAGACACACUUUUCCUCAGUUGUUGAGACAUGUUUUUGAUAUCUUGACGAGUUUAAGGGAUCUUUGACUUGGUGAAUGAUGACUUAUCGUGCGGUUUA